AUGAGACAGCUGUUGGAAAGAACGAGAGGACUCAUCCGACCACGUCCUCCAGAGGAGUUAUUCACUGAUCUAUACUGGUACCUACGUUCUACAUACCCAUAUAAAUAUACAGAUCGUCUUCUUCUCCCUUUGAAUACGAUGGAGUUAUUCGAAAGCGUCAUGCCGAAUUUACACGAACAUUCGUUUCGAUCCAUCACUUCGACGAUCAAAUUCAAAUUAUCUCGUUUUCCAACCACAGUUUCGCGUAUGACAAAUCGUAUUGUUUAUCAACUACUUCGCCGAAAUACACGUCAUUCAAUGAGAGCAAAACGAAAAUCAUCGGAAUUAACAGCCAAUAUGGAUUCAUAUCAAUCAACUCCAUCAGAUAAUGAACUUCAGCAAUUACUUUAUAUUUAA
This is a messenger RNA of Adineta ricciae, 396 nucleotides long. The record is from the annotation of a GenBank genome assembly. NCBI's taxonomy places the organism in Eukaryota, Metazoa, Rotifera, Eurotatoria, Adinetida, Adinetidae.